ACCCCGAUACAUUGACCUUGACUACCACUGACCUUCACUGGACACUCUCGAAACUAGGGGUGGUGACACAAUGGCAGCACAGAGUACCUGGAAGCCUCAUGAAAGCCUCACCCAGGCUCCCACCAACCUGAAGGAGGCCAUUGACUGGGUCCUGAGGGUAACUGGUAGGGAUGGUAAAGAGAACAAGGCAGCGCCGGCGCAGGCGCCGGCAAGCAGUAGUAAUGGCCCCCACUGUCUGUGCUUCUUGGCCAAGGCAGUGAAGGACCUACUGUAUGACGCCAAGGACCCGGGGUCCCCUGGUCCCAGCUCUGAGAGGUACUGGGAUGGCAUACUCCUAGAGCAGGAGAGUGACAUUGUCAAUCCAGUGCUCACGGACCUGGGACUCCUUAAUGGUGGCAGCACUGAUAGCACUACUGCUAGUACUACCUGCGCCGGUGGUACCGAGGUCAUAAAGGCACUGAUAUAUCAGUUGGCACAGGGACUACAGAAGUGGGUUGGGUGGCAGGAAGGGGAUACUUGUUGUUUGGGACAGACUAAAGGGGGUAAAAGUGACGGAAUUGGUAAAGGAUGUGAACGUACUGGUUCCGGCGUUGGUGGUAAAUGUUGCACAAAUGAUGAUAAGAAUAGUCAUGAAUGUUACCAAUGCGGUAAAGUUACUGCUCCUAAAAAAUGCUACCUUUCGGCCUAUUGCAAAAAGAGUUCUUCUAGUGGUGCCAGCCAGUCAGAUGGUGACUACUACUGGUCCGCCAUAUCCAGUGACUCCACUAAGGUCCACCUCCUGGCCCGUAUUUUCCUAGGGUCAGUAUGCCUCAUCUGGAGUGGACUCAGUCAGUUGGGGUUCCUAACGGGUGGGAGUGGCAAUGAUAGGUGGAGCAAGGAAGGAAAGCUACAUGAGGAGACUAAUGGUCUCGGCUCAUUCAUGGCGGCGAUGGGCUACGACCUGGAGAGGUUGAAUGGGAGUGGCGGAGGUGAUAAGACGGGGCAGUUUGUGCAAAAGUUACUAUCGGGAACGGAUCCAAGUGGAAAGGAUGGUAUCCAAUGGAAGGAAUUCCAGGGAGACAGUGCUACUAAGGGUAGUGUAGCUGAGUACUAUAGUGAAAUCUAUGAGAAGGCCAAGGAGGCUGCCAAGAGUACUACUGAAUCCAUCUGUAAGGACUACCCCCUAUUGGUACUCCACAUCCUGGCCAGUGGGUACUUCAGGGCAGGUAGUGCCGGGGCUAAUAAAGUACCUGUGGCGCCUUCGGCGCCAUCUAGUGAUCCUAGGAAACCUAGGACAAUCCGGGAGAUCCUAUACUGGCUCAGUGCAUUGCCCUAUAGUCAGGGAUACAAGGCACUGGUGGAGAGGAUGCAACAAAAGUAUCCUAGGAAAGAGGGCAAACCACAGGAAACAGCGACGGAAAUAGUGCUUCACGGUGAGCAGAAUGGCAAUACCACCCUCAAGAGGGACUGUAUUACCCACUACCUAAUGGCCGCCUGUGGCUACUGCCCACUGGUCCUCAUCAGUAUCCAGGGGACCAUAGCUACCAGUGGCAUUGAAAGUGCUCCUGCUACAGGUGCCGGAGGAGUUGCUGCUGGUACUGCGGAGAAUAAGUGCACCAAUUAUGGCAAGAAGAAAGAAGAAAAGACAGAUUGCAACAAAGAUAAUGAACUCACCAAGCAAGGAAAGGUAUGCUACAGGGGGUACCACCUGGCAGUAAAGGAUUUUGGCCCCCUCCACGGGAUGUACGCCAAUGGGCUCUUUGGCUUCCAGAUGGACCUUUCGGCCGCCCAGUGCCUGGACCAACUGAGGGUAUAUGUCUACCACUGCUUCUACCAGCUCUACUUCCUUAGGAAGCAAUGUGGAGCGGGGGUGACAGUGGACAAGAAGGCAGUGCUGGGCUGGCAGAGUUGUAGGUAUGGUUAUCAGGUAUCCACUAGGAAGGGAGGCAACACCGGUGGAGCCGAUACCAAGAACUGGAUGUGUAAGCCAUUGAGUAGUAGUGCUGGUAACAGCAACGGUAACAACCAAGGUGGUAGUCCUAAUCAGAAUAAUGGACAAAGUAACAAGUGCAACUGUCUGGGAGAGGGAGCUACCCAGGGCAAAGCGGGCACUCCCGGUGAUGGCUCACCCCUACAGAGCUUCUUGUGUGAUAGUAUCAAUGGGAUGCACUGUGGAAUAACAACGGGAUCCGGUGUGGAUAGGUAUCCUCCAAUAGAGGAUCAUAUGAAUUGUCCAGCGGGAACUGUUGGCCACUUUGGCGGUCCUCCAAAACACUGUCCAGUACCUAUGGGAUGGAGCGCGGAGAGUACUAGUGGCAGUGGUUCUAACAAGGAAAACCACUUCAAAGAUUUAACCCAGGGUACCCAUAAGACAGACAAACUGGCACAGUCACCACCAGGCACUAACACUACCUAUCCCGCCCACUGCACUGGGAAUACACUGUCACUACUACUGGAAUACUACUGUGACCCCGGAAAGUGCCACGGCACCCUAGUGGUACUCCUGAGACUCCUGGCAUGUAUUACUCCCACGGUGCCACGGACCCUGGGUGACCUCUUUGGGUUCUAUUACUAUAUAGUCUACAUUGGGGGAAAGAGUGGUGGUAGUGGUAAAAAGGAGGUGUAUACGAAGCUAGGAGAGCUAGAAAAAGAGGUGCUGCUCCAUAUGCGUCAAGGUAAUGAAGUGGUCCAGGCACUAACCACGUGGUCUACCGGUGGAGAUUGCAGUAAAGGCAAUGAAAAGAACCUUAAGUGCCUAACAGAGUGCACUACUGGUACUGGCGCCAAAUACCUCUCUCCUCUGAGUGGCCAGCAGUAUGGCCAGUUGAGUCCCCUGAUGGCCGGGACCUACCUGUCAUGGUUGGUCUAUUUGAUAGAGGGGUUCCAGGAAGGGUUGCAAGGACUGGUGCAGGAGUAUAAAAAUAUAGUAUGCAAAGAUAGUUGCAGUUUGGGUGUUCCAGGAGGAGCUGCUGGUGGAUGUAAUGGAGAUACGUGUAGAGCAGGAAGUCACGGUGACACGUGUAAAAGUGGUGGCAAUCAGGGAGUCUGUGGCUGCUCCUCUGUCGUAUCAUGUACCGGGGUAUUACCGGUAUUGUACAAGUAUGGAUUUGGGUAUGGUGAUGUCAGUAAGUUGCACCCUGGGACAGGUGUUGGUGAUAGCAACAAGAAGUGUCACGACUUCCUGGGAACACUAGAAAAGGUCCUACGCGGUGACCAAUUGGACAGCACCAAAAAAGGCCUCCACCAUGAAAUAAACCAGCUCAUCUACACCACCAGGCUCCCCUGGAUCUUUGUGCUGACCUUGGCCUGGCUAGUGGCAGUACUCUACCUUGCCUUUGGUGCCAUAUGGCCACUGGACUGGACACAUAUGAGGUCGCAUUGUAGGGGAUGGUUCGGGAAGGGCAGUCUGAGUCCAUGGGAGGUACUGAUGGUGGGUAAGAAGAAGGGAAGGGGGAUAUUGGAGUUUUUUGGUAAGACAUAGUGGCAAAGUAGUGGCGCCUUCGGCGCGAUA
Molecule: messenger RNA, 3490 nt
Organism: Babesia bovis T2Bo
Lineage: Eukaryota; Apicomplexa; Aconoidasida; Piroplasmida; Babesiidae
Product: variant erythrocyte surface antigen-1 beta subunit
Exons: 11
Coding region: 71-3460 (1129 amino acids)
Source: RefSeq, a predicted model, not a curated record